AAUAAUAAUAUAUUGCAUUUACUUUAUUUGGAGUUAUAGUGGUGGCCACUAUCAUAUGUUUCAGUUCAAACUAAUUCAAACAGUUUCAAUGAAUGUUUAUCCAUCUAAGAUGGAUAAGAUAAAAUAGCUGCAAAGAAAGGGCUGACAUAUGCAGAGAAACAAAUGUUAGAUAAGUUUCCUUAAGAGCUGAGCAAAGAGAGGAAAUUAAACAGGCAUAAACACAGAUAAGAGGAAUCCAAACAUCUGGAGAGGAGAUCCGUUACUGAGGGAAGACGAAGCAAAGGAGGGCACCUGCUGGUGUAACACAGACACGACAACAGGACCUCGAUUUAACAGUUGCAAGUACAAGGGAUGAUUCAGAGAGCAAGAUGCCCAGUUAAACCAGAUUAACCUCAGGAAAUUGUAUAUUUGCAUGUGUAUACAUCUCUUGCAUCUUUUGUUUUACUCUGUUUGAAUGCUGCUCGUUAUUGUGCUGUUAUAUAAUCCACUUCUCUCUGAUCUCAACAAGGUUAUUCCAAACGAUCUUAAAGGGCAUUGUCAACAUUGUUAUUAUUAUUAUUGACUGUAUAAUAAACUAUCUUAUUCCCAGGUGUGGCAUGAGCCCGGCUCCGAAUGAAUGUAUGUGACGUCAUCGCGGGGUGGGCGGAGUUUACGUCCAGGCACCAUGGCUUCGGUUGGACCCGAGAAGGUUCCUGAUUCCUGAGCUCUGCGUUUUGGUUUCCUCUGACGCGUCUUCAGCCCGCUGGUCUCGCCAAGGGCAGCGUGGAUAAGGGGGCGUCCACCAGGAGAGGGGAGGUCGACGCCGCGAGCGCCGGAGAGCAGCAGCCAGACGGAGACGCCAGGCUGUCCUCGUCGCCGCCGCCGGAGACGAUGCUCAACGGCGCCGAACGCGACGCCGCGCGGCACAAGAGCCCGACGCGCGGCUCCGCGGCCCUCGCCAACAACAACAACAACAACAAGACUCUGCUGUCGCCGAAUGAAAACGGCACGUCGGACGUGGAGCCGCCGCACGGCUCCGUCACCGGGAGCAACGGGUUCAUUCUCGCCAAGCCGCCGCCGCCGCAGCAGGAAGGCGGCGCCGUGGCCAAGCCGGCUCCGGGGGUUUCCCCUCACAGGACUAACUGGUUGCCUUUGGGCUCGCCGGCGGGGGGCCGCGCGGCCAAGGCCCCCCCGACGGCCUCUGGGUGCGCGCAGAGUUCAGCCGCACUAAGGACUGACCCCGGCACGGGGACCGCGUCGGGACGGGAGGCGCCGGACGCUAAGAACGGCGCCGCCUCGCCUCCGGCCCCGCCUCCGGCCCCGCCUCCUGCACUCGUCACCAUUCACAGAGCUCGCAAGACCAUGUCCAGACCCGCCGUGAGUCCGGCACAGAAGCUUCUUAACCGGGAACUAAGAGAAGCAAACAGCGCCAAAAUGGAGAAGAUGGAGACUGGCGUUGCGCCCGACUCUCAGAAACCCUCGCCGCCGCCGCCCUCCCCUCAGAACCAUCUACCUCAGAGUCCGCCGGAGACGACGCCAGCGUCCGCACAGACGGCUUCACCAGCACCUCCUCUGGCACCUCCUCCGGCUCCGGAGGGUCCUCCGAAGCCCCCGGGGGCUUCUGCGGCUCCUCAAGCUCGACCGGCUCCUCCGGCGCCGUCUAAGCUCCAACUAGGUCUGUACUCUGGAUCCUUUUCGUCCCGGAAGAAGAAGAGGAGGAUGGGAAUGUACAGUCUGGUUCCCAAGAAGAAAACCAAAGUGCUCAAGCAGAGAACCAUGCUGGAGAUGUUCAGCGAACUUCAGAAGCCUGCCAAGAGCCCGCAGGCCAAAGACGUCCCGAGCGUCAACGGCGAGAAGGUGGACAACGCCUCGGAAGAGGAGGAGUCAGAGGAGGCGGUGUCUGAGGAGGAGGCGCGACCGCGGCCGCCGGAAGAACCGGCCGGCGCCGUCCAGAAGGCGACUUCUGAAGCAUCUGAACCCGCCUCUCAGGUGGGAGACGAGCCGGAGUCCGAUGAGUCUGAAGAGGUGGGCGGAGAGGGGGGGGGCGGCUCAGAGUCCGACCAGAGCUCGUCGGAGUCCGGCCUGAAGAAGAAGUUGAAAAAGAAGAUGAAGAGGGACGCCGCGUGGCUCCGGCCGUCCAGGAAGCGGAAGAGGAGCAUAAAGGCCCAAGAUCUGGAGGCGGCGGACGAGCCUCCGGCUCCCGCCCGGGCCCAGGUAGCUGAUGGGAAGGAGCGCACGCAGAUAUCCUCGACGUCGACCGCCGACCUCGACCUCAACAAGCCCCGGGAGCCCACGGUGCCCUCAGAGAGCAAAGGCGCUCCGGCGUCGGUGCUGGAGGAGGCUCAGGAGCUGCCGCUCUGCAGCUGCCGCAUGGAGACGCCCAAGAGCCGAGAGAUCCUCACGCUGGCCGACAGGAAGUGCAUGGCCACGGAGAGCGUGGACGGCCAGCUGACGCGCUGCCAGGGCGCCGUGCUGAAGCACGAGAUGAUGCGCCCCGCCAACUCGGUGCAGCUGCUGGUUCUGUGCGAGGACCACCGCAACGGCAUGGCGAAGCACCAGAGCUGCCCCGGCUGCGGCUUCUUCUGCAGGGCUGGGACCUUCAUGGAGUGCCAGCCGGACCUCAGCAUCUCUCACCGGUUCCACCGCGCCUGCGCCUCGGUGCUGAAGGGUCAAAGCUUCUGUCCCCACUGUGGAGAGGAGGCCGCCAAGGCCAAGGAGGUCACCGUCGCCAAGGCCGACACCACCUCCUCCGUGCCGCCGGCGGCCGCGCUCGAGCACGGGCCGGCCACGCCCGGGGUCCCCGAGGGCCGAGCGGACACCACCACCGGCAGCUCCUCUCGUCUGGCCACGGGGGCCGAAGUCAGCGGCCGGGCCGACAGCUCGCUGUCCGCUGGUUCCGGACACGGACUCGACGCCUCCGUCGUCCCCGGGUCGUCUCGGACCCCGCCGCCGCCGCCGCCGGUCGGGUCGGCAACAGCGGCGCCGCCCGCGGUCCUCCCGGGACCACCCAGGGAGACUCUGGAGAGCAUCCUGGUGGCGCUGGACACAGAGAAGUCCGUCCCACCCACCAGACCACCGUCUUUGUCAGGGUUCAUACGGUCAUGGAAAACCUGGAAAAGUCAUGGAAUAAAAAAAAACGUAUUAUUUCCCGGCUUGGAAAAGCCGAAGAAGCUGCGUUUCCACCCCAAACAGCUUUACCUCUCGGCCAAGCAGGGGGAGCUCAAGAAGGUCCUGCUCAUGCUGGGUGUGUCGACCUCGUUAUGCUUUCUUUUUCUUGUUCUCUUUCUGCAUCCGCAUCAAAACAUUUUGGUUUUUUUAAUGCUAAAUGUCCCUCUUUUUCUCCCAGUGGACGGUAUCGACCCGAACGUCAAGAUGGACUCUCAGAACAAACGCACGCCGCUCCACGCCGCGGCGGAGGGCGGGUACAAAGACAUCUGCCACAUGCUCGUGCAGGCGGGAGCGAACCUGGACAUGUGCGACGAAGACCAGCGGACGCCGCUGAUGGAGGCGUGCGAGAACAACCACAUGGAGACGGUCCAGUACCUGCUGAAAGCCGGAGCCAGCGCCACGCACAAGGACGUGGAAGGGUUCACGUGUCUCCACCUGGCGGCGAAGUCCGGCCAUUACAACAUCGUGGAGCACCUCCUGUCCACGGGGCUGAUCAACAUCAACUGUCAGGAUGACGGAGGUUGGACCGCCAUGAUCUGGGCGACCGAGUACAAACACGUGGACCAGGUGAACCUGCUCCUGUGCAAAGGAGCCGACAUCAGCAUCAGGGACAAGGAGGAGAACAUCUGCCUCCACUGGGCGGCGUUCUCCGGCAGCGUGGAGAUCGCCGAGCUGCUCCUGACCGCCCGCUGCGACCUGCAGGCGGUCAACAUCCACGGGGACUCGCCGCUGCACAUCGCCGCCCGGGAGAACCGCCUGGAAUGCGUCACGCUUUUCCUGACUCGGGGAGCCGACGUGUUCCUAAAGAACCGCGAGGGCGAGACGCCUCCGGACUGCUGCAGCCACAACUCCAAGGCGUGGGCGGCGCUGCAGGCCAACGGCCGAGAGAGGGACGCCAAGCUGUCUCGCGUGGAGGAGAAAGUCCUGCAGAGCGACGUGGCUCUGGGCCAGGAGCGGGUUCCUCUUCCCUGCGUCAACUCCGUCGACGGCGAGCCUCACCCCGACGACUACAAGUACAUCCCCGAGAACUGCGUCACCUCCCCCAUGAACAUCGACCGCAACAUCACGCACCUGCAGUACUGCGUCUGUAAGGAGGACUGCUGCAGCAGCAUCUGCAUGUGUGGGCAACUCAGUCUGCGCUGCUGGUACGACAAGAGAGGUUGUCUGCUCCCCGAGUUCUGCCGCGAGGAGCCGCCCCUCAUCUUCGAGUGCAACCACGCCUGCUCCUGUUGGAGGACCUGCAAGAACCGCGUGGUGCAGAACGGAAUCAGGACCCGGCUGCAGGUGUUCAGGACCAGGAAGAAGGGCUGGGGGGUCCGCGCCGUACAAGACAUCCCACAGGGGACCUUUGUGUGCGAGUACGUGGGUGAGAUCAUCUCUGAGGCCGAAGCCGAGCUGAGGCAGAACGACACGUACCUGUUCAGCCUGGACGACAAGCCACAGGACCUCUACUGCAUCGACGCCCGUUUCUAUGGCAACAUCAGCCGCUUCCUCAACCACAUGUGCGAGCCCAACCUGUUCGCCUGCCGCGUGUUCACGAAGCACCAGGACAUCCGCUUCCCGCACAUCGCCUUCUUCGCCAGCGACAACAUCAAAGCCGGAGAGGAGCUCGGAUUUAAUUACGGCGACCACUUCUGGGAAGUCAAGAGCAAGCUGUUCAGCUGCCACUGCGGCUCGUCCAAGUGCAAGUACUCGGCGGCGGCGAUGGCGGACAGCACGCCGGAGGCCCGGCAGCAGCCCAGCUCGUCCAACGGGCCCUCCAGCCCGUCCUAAAGAACACGGAACAAUAGAAACCCUCCCCACACCCGGAGCUCACGGACACACAGAACCUUUCCCGACGAACUCGUACUGUAGCUCCGCCUCCGCUCCAAACCGCGGAACCGGACGCACAAUCCAAUCCUGGAAGAACUUCUCACUGCUCACCAGCAGGGGGCAGCAACACGUCAUGCAUAUAAUGUCAUGCGUUACCUUACGGGAAGGAGGACUGUGCUUUUUCUGUUCUUUUUUUUUUUAAGAUGAUGAUGAUGAUGGCUUGAAAUUGUUACAAGGCUUUUCUUUUUCUUAUCGACUCGUGAUUCUGGAACUUUUGGGGGCCGGGAUGAUGAUGAUGAGGGUCUCGUAACCUCGCCGUUCGGCCGGGUUUAAGUGACUUUGACCUUUGAACCUUUCCGGCGAGACUAGCCGAUAUAAAUAUUGACCUUUGUCACUUCCUCUUUGCCAACAGAGUCGAUUAUGAAUUGAUGAAUUACCUAAAGAUCUGGAGAAAAAAAUUUGGAUUGUUUUUCCUUUUUUAUUUGCUCCUCCAAGCGAGUCGAGAUCGUCUGUCUGAGAGAACGAUGCUGUACCAUUCCUCCAAAAUGAGGCUUUUCUAGUCUGAAUAAAUUGGUUUUAUUAAUACGCAUGUUGCCACCGAGGUGGAAGGAUUUGAUUAAACUGAAAUAGAGUUUAAAAAUGAGUAAAUGGUGCUGACAGUUUUUCAAGUGAACAUAGUUUGUAAGAUAAGAGAACGUUUGACUUUUUUUUUUUUUAUGUUUCAUUUUAACUCCACUUUUUCUAAGCGUCGUUUACUGUAGUUGGGUUUAUAUAUAUAUAUAUAUUUUUUGUUUUGUUUCACGAUUCUUAUUUUUUUGCCGACAGAAGCCAAGCGAUCUUUUUUAAAUGUUAGUAAAAGCAGUGACUGUUGUGAAAAAAAAGUCUUGAAAGGUAUAAAUGAUUUUUAAAAAAAAAAUUAGAAAAGAUGCAAUCCAUAACGUUCUGUUACAUAUUUCAUGACCGUGAACCAUCCAUCUAAUUGGUUGUAUCUUUUUCAAUAAAUUUACUACUAAUGCAUUUAUUCUGA
Pseudoliparis swirei is the source of this 5986-nucleotide messenger RNA. RefSeq names its product euchromatic histone-lysine N-methyltransferase 1b (gene ehmt1b). The record is from RefSeq and is a predicted model, not a curated record. Lineage: Eukaryota; Metazoa; Chordata; Actinopteri; Perciformes; Liparidae. Gene Ontology annotation, molecular function: p53 binding; histone methyltransferase activity; zinc ion binding. Gene Ontology annotation, cellular component: nucleus. The transcript is spliced from 25 exons. Bases 871 to 4920 code for a protein of 1349 amino acids.